AUGGUUUUGGCGAAAAUGGCAGGUUCCGGAGACAUUGCCUGAGGAGGUUCUGGGCAAGAUGGGUGCUCCGGCGAAGAGCGAUGUGCCGAUAAUCACUCCGAAUGAGCUCGUGGAGGCCGAUGGCAUUAUGUUCGGCUUCCCGACCCGGUUCGGGAUGAUGGCUGCGCAAUUCAAGGCCUUCAUGGACGCAACCGGCGGCCUCUGGGGCUCGCAGAAGCUGGCAGGCAAGCCCGCGGGGAUCUUCUACAGCACCAGGUCUCAAGGAGGUGGACGGGAGACCACUCUAUUGACCGCGAUCACCCAGCUGACCCACCACAGCAUGAUCUUCGUCCCCGUCGGGUACACCUUCGGGGCCGGCAUGUUCGAGAUGGAGAAGGUGAAGGAGGGGAGCCCAUACGGCGCGGGGACUUUUGCCGGCGACAGCUCAAGGCAGCCUUCGGAGCUGGAGCUCGGGCUUGCGUUCCACCAGGGCAAGUACUUCGCCGACACCGCAAAGAAGCUUAGGGCCUCUGCUUAAAAUUUCUGCUCUGAUGAUAUGGAAACUCCGUGCAUCUGUUCUCUUCAAAUUGCCUCGGCUUGCUACAUCCACAUUGUAAUAAGUGCUUUUCAAGAUGAUGAAAUAU
Molecule: messenger RNA, 623 nt
Organism: Rhodamnia argentea
Lineage: Eukaryota; Viridiplantae; Streptophyta; Magnoliopsida; Myrtales; Myrtaceae
Product: probable NAD(P)H dehydrogenase (quinone) FQR1-like 1
Exons: 2
Coding region: 59-517 (152 amino acids)
Molecular function (GO): FMN binding; NAD(P)H dehydrogenase (quinone) activity
Source: RefSeq, a predicted model, not a curated record